Messenger RNA from Aquila chrysaetos chrysaetos, 494 nucleotides. RefSeq names its product histone H2B 8. Gene Ontology annotation, molecular function: structural constituent of chromatin; protein heterodimerization activity; DNA binding. Gene Ontology annotation, cellular component: nucleosome. The record is from RefSeq and is a predicted model, not a curated record. The transcript has a single exon. NCBI's taxonomy places the organism in Eukaryota, Metazoa, Chordata, Aves, Accipitriformes, Accipitridae. Bases 42 to 422 code for a protein of 126 amino acids.
ACGUCGUUCCUGCGGUAGACAGGUAGCGACAGGCCUGUAAAAUGCCGGAACCAGCUAAAUCUGCUCCUGCUCCGAAGAAGGGCUCCAAGAAAGCCGUCACCAAGACGCAGAAGAAGGGUGACAAGAAACGUAGAAAGACUAGGAAGGAGAGCUACUCGAUCUACGUGUACAAGGUGCUGAAGCAGGUGCACCCUGACACGGGCAUCUCGUCCAAGGCCAUGGGCAUCAUGAACUCCUUCGUCAACGACAUCUUCGAGCGCAUCGCCGGCGAGGCCUCGCGCCUGGCGCACUACAACAAGCGCUCCACCAUCACCUCGCGGGAGAUCCAGACGGCCGUGCGGCUCCUGCUGCCCGGCGAGCUGGCCAAGCACGCCGUCUCCGAGGGCACCAAGGCUGUCACCAAGUACACCAGCUCCAAGUAAAUCUCUGGAAGAUCGUCUAACCCAAAGGCUCUUUUAAGAGCCACCCACAUUUUCAGUAAAAGAGUCGUUCAC